ACCCAGCAGGUUCAAGAUGUUUAAAAAGAAGAAUGAGCCCGUUUCUACUGCAAAUCAAAAUGUGCCUGUAGAGGAGACUAUCCCUGAAGUACAGACCGAUGGUGCAAAGUCUGAGCUUCCAGACAUAAGGGCGAGUGCGCAGGCUGAGAAAGAGCCACAGGGGGAACCGCUCGAGCCGAGCACCAGCGAGGUCGCACCAGAGAACGCUCAACUCGACAAGACCGACGAAGAGGAACGUCCAGUUAUGAACUUUUUCAAAACACUUAGGGUGACUCCGACCAAACCAACAAAACCAACAACUAAUCCUGAUGUCUCAAAAGAUCAGGCACAGGAUACGUCAAAGGUCCCACCUCCUCCUCCGCCUCCAGCACCACCAAAGAUGGAGAGUAAAGCAGAGCCGGCUGUGAAGAAAGAAGAGGCACCACAGGCAGCAGCAGCAGCAAAGGCCAAAGAACCAGAGACCCCCGGCAAAGCCAAAACUAAAGAGAUCACAUUUGGCAAACUCUUUCGUUCAAAGUCUUCGGUGAAGGAGGAAGCAAAGCCAGUUGUGGUACAGGUAGACGCAUCCAAGGCCAGCACUCUCGAAGCUGCCGCCAGACCUGAACCUCCUCCAGCACCCAAACCGGAAGAAAAGAAACUAGAGAAGAAGUCCUCGGCAUUUGGCAGCUUGCUCAAACCAAAGGAACUGCUAAACCAAAUGAGCUCUAAGAUCCAGGCAGCUGCGUCAAGUGCCGCAUCCAGCAUCGCCAUCGGUACCAGAGGAGCGGCUAAAGAGCCAAAGAAGGAAUCCCCUGCCACCCAUGCUGCAGCACCUGAAGCUGGAUCAAGCACCAAGGUGAAAGAAGAGCCCAAGCCCGCCGCUGCUGUGGCUGCUGCUGCAGGAUCUCUGGAUGACAAAUCAGUGGAAAGUGCAGAUAAUUCUUCACCAAGCGUCUCCCGCAAGCUAGAGAAGAGGAACUCCAUUCAGCUCUUCUUCAAAAACCUGGGUCAGAAACGCCACUCUGACGCAGGAGUGCAAACAGAGCCUGGAGCACCUGAAAAGGCCAAAUAAAAACUUUGGUUUUAUUGUCUGCAUAGAAAACCAGUCGCAUUUACAUAAGUAUCUUGGUGUAAAUCUUGUCCAGAGACCAGAGAUGUACUCUUAUAUAACCGCUACAACCAGGGUAAACAGAGAACUAAAGUAUCAGAAAACUGCCAUGUUUAAUUCUAACUUUCAGUUUUCUCCUAUUUCUUGAAACUGUCCUUAAUACUUAUAUCUUUUGUUUAUAUUAAGUAUAUUUAGUGAGGAUUUGCAAUUUGCUUAAUAUAUGGGUCAGUUAAAUGACAUGCAUUAGAAUAUGAUUAAUUUCUGUUGUAUUUGCAUUCCAAAGUCCAACAAAUUUAGGUGGCGCAAUGGUCUGAGCACAUAAUAGAUAAUA
Messenger RNA from Trichomycterus rosablanca, 1418 nucleotides. It is a transcript of the gene bcas1, whose product is annotated as brain enriched myelin associated protein 1. Bases 17 to 1051 code for a protein of 344 amino acids. Gene Ontology annotation, biological process: myelination. NCBI's taxonomy places the organism in Eukaryota, Metazoa, Chordata, Actinopteri, Siluriformes, Trichomycteridae. The transcript is spliced from 9 exons. The record is from RefSeq and is a predicted model, not a curated record.